UCUCUCUCUCUCUCUCCCCACACACACAGUGACAACGAAGACAUCCGCAUAGUUUAAAGUUGUCAAACAGUUACAUCUACUCUUUCCGCACAGAAACUGUUUAUGCCUGUGUUCUGCGCAUGGAACGUUGAGUAGAGAUCCGAUUUCAAACGAACUUUGGACUUGGCUUGAACUCAUUGGAAAUCGCGGAGGCCACAUUCAGCCAUGUCCGACCCCCCUGUUGUCAUUUGGGAAGACGAAGUCAGAGAGCUGCUGACCUACCGCGCCCUGGUGCCGCUUCUGGAAGAGGCUCUGGGUCACUUCUCCAGGCGGGACAGCGCUGAGGUGAUCCAGCCGGUGCGCACCACAGUGGCCCUGCAGAAGCACCGCGGGUUCCUGGGGCUGAUGCCUACCUACAUGGAGAACCUUGGAGUCCUGAGCACAAAGUUUGUGUGUUUCUACAACAGGGAGGCUGGUUCCACUCUGCCAGCCACUAAAGCCACAGUGGUGCUGCUGGAUCCAGAGUAUGGGAAUGUCAAAGCUGUCAUUGAUGGGGAGGUCAUCACACGCAUGAGGACAGCUGCAGUCUCUGCAAUCUCUGCCAAGUUGCUGAUGCGUCCAGGGGCAGAGGUGCUGGCCAUCUUGGGGACCGGCAUCCAGGCCCUGAGUCAUUACAAUGUCUUCACUGAAAUGUUCUCCUUUAAAGAGGUGCGUGUGUGGAGCCGCUCGAAAGAGAGAGCCGAGAGGUUCAGGGACUCGGUCCGGGGUCCUGUGACGCUUUGUGUCUCAGCAGAGGAGGCGGUGAGGGGAGCGGACGCCAUAGUGACAGUAACCAGAUCUACUGAGCCGGUACUGUUUGGUCGCUGGGUCAAACCAGGAGCCCACGUGGCAGCGGUUGGAGCCUGUAGGCCGGACUGGCGGGAGCUGGACGACGUGUUGAUGAAGGAGGCGGUGGUGUACGCUGACAGCAGAGAGGGAGCGAUGGCCGAGUCCGGUGACGUCCUUCUCUCUGGGGCGGAGGUGUUUGCAGAGCUUGGAGACGUUAUUAAUGGGACUAAAGCCGCUCACAGAGAGAAGACCACCGUGUUCAAAUCCCUCGGAAUGGGAGUUGAGGAUGCAGUGUCUACCAAGCUGGUGUUUGACCAAUGGAAAGCCAAACACAGACAACCAUGAAGUAACCUUGCUUCUCAGUCUCUGGGUUUUACCCCCUCGUCACACAAGCUGAAGUCCUAAUGUAUAACCUGAUUGAUCAUCAACAUGGAACUGUAUAUUUAAAGCUGCAGUAACAAGCCGAUAGAUCCUAUUGUCAAUCCACAGUACACUUUUUCUUUAUCAUCAAAUAACCAAAAAAGUAAUACUUGAGUAUAUACGUUAUUAAAACUAAAUGACAGAAACCCUGUUUAAGAAAGUCAAAGUAUUCACAUAUACUUUGACCUUUUUAGUUUGUCCAAUCUUUAUAUAGUCUACGAGAAGUGUUACAUUAGCUAUUUACCUUUGAAUGUCACUAUUUUCUAAUAUUUUAUGUACUAAAUAAAAUGUGUUGCACUCUUUAAAUCUGA
This is a messenger RNA of Platichthys flesus (European flounder), 1538 nucleotides long. It is a transcript of the gene crym, whose product is annotated as crystallin, mu. Gene Ontology annotation, biological process: thyroid hormone metabolic process. Lineage: Eukaryota; Metazoa; Chordata; Actinopteri; Pleuronectiformes; Pleuronectidae. Bases 205 to 1152 code for a protein of 315 amino acids. Gene Ontology annotation, cellular component: cytoplasm. The transcript has 8 exons. Gene Ontology annotation, molecular function: thyroid hormone binding. The record is from RefSeq and is a predicted model, not a curated record.